Labrus mixtus (cuckoo wrasse) is the source of this 3400-nucleotide messenger RNA. It is a transcript of the gene fbxl14b, whose product is annotated as F-box and leucine-rich repeat protein 14b. Bases 336 to 1538 code for a protein of 400 amino acids. The record is from RefSeq and is a predicted model, not a curated record. Gene Ontology annotation, molecular function: protein binding. The transcript has a single exon. Gene Ontology annotation, cellular component: SCF ubiquitin ligase complex. NCBI's taxonomy places the organism in Eukaryota, Metazoa, Chordata, Actinopteri, Labriformes, Labridae. Gene Ontology annotation, biological process: SCF-dependent proteasomal ubiquitin-dependent protein catabolic process.
GGAGAGAGGGGUUCAGGCAGGAGUAAAUGCUUUUUUUGUUUUUCUUUCUUAAUUUCCUUUUUUUUUUUUUUUUUUAAAUGCAUUUGAAUCCUACUGCGCAACCAGACCGGAUCACGUGGGGUUGGAGAGAGUUGGAUCGAUUUCGUACAGUUCAAUGUGAGAAAGAGAAAAAGGAACAACCAACUCCUAUAUCUUCUUAUUUUACUUCUGUGGAUAACUGGAACUGUUGAUACUUUUGCGUAAAUACAGGAGAAGGGGGGUAGUUUGACUUGCUUCUUUUUUCAGCCUUGGAGGUGAGGAGUAUUGAGUCUUAUAUGCCUGGGGUUUGAAAAACAAUGGAGACGCACAUUUCGUGCCUCUUCCCGGAAAUUUUGGCCAUGAUUUUCAGCUAUCUGGACGUGAGGGACAAAGGCAGGGUAGCCCAAGUGUGCAUAGCUUGGAGGGAUGCGUCCUACCACAAGUCAGUGUGGAGGGGGGUGGAAGCCAAGCUGCACCUCCGCCGGGCCAAUCCCUCUCUGUUCCCCAGCCUCCAGGCCAGGGGCAUCCGGAGGGUCCAGAUCCUGUCCCUGCGCCGCAGCUUAAGCUACGUGAUCCAGGGGAUGCCUAACAUUGAGUCCCUCAAUCUGUCUGGCUGCUACAACCUCACUGACAACGGGCUGGGUCAUGCGUUUGUGCAGGAGAUCCCAUCGCUGAAGGUUUUGAACCUGAGUCUGUGCAAGCAGAUCACAGACUCCAGUCUGGGCAGGAUAGCUCAGUACCUGAAGAACCUGGAGGUGCUGGAGCUCGGCGGAUGCAGCAACAUCACCAACACUGGGCUCCUCUUGAUAGCUUGGGGCCUCCACAGACUCAAGAGCCUCAACCUGAGGUCCUGCAGGCAUGUCUCCGACGUGGGGAUUGGACAUUUGGCGGGCAUGACUCGCAGUGCGGCUGAGGGCUGCUUGAACUUGGAGUAUCUGACCCUCCAGGACUGUCAGAAACUCACAGACUUGUCACUCAAACACAUUUCCAAGGGGCUGACCAAGCUGAGGGUGCUGAACCUUAGCUUCUGCGGAGGGAUCUCGGAUGCGGGUAUGAUCCAUCUCUCGCACAUGGCGUCCCUGUGGAGCCUCAACCUACGCUCCUGUGACAAUAUCAGUGACACAGGGACCAUGCACCUUGCCAUGGGCACCCUGAGACUUUCUGGGCUAGAUGUUUCGUUUUGCGACAAGAUUGGGGACCAGACAUUGGCGUACAUCGCCCAGGGGCUCUACCAGCUCAAGUCCCUGUCCCUGUGCUCGUGUCACAUCUCAGACGACGGGAUAAACCGGAUGGUGAGGCAGAUGCACGAGCUGAGGACCCUAAACAUUGGACAGUGUGUUCGCAUCACGGACAAAGGGCUGGAGCUCAUAGCCGACCACCUGACCCAGCUGGCAGGCAUCGACCUGUAUGGAUGUACCAAGAUCACCAAGAGGGGACUGGAGAGGAUCACACAGCUCCCCUGCCUUAAAGUGUUGAACCUGGGACUCUGGCAGAUGACAGAGAGUGAGAAAGUGAGGUGAUUGGAAAUGUGUUGUUGUGUUCUUUUUGGUUCUUUUUGUUUCUGUAUGGGUAGGGGCAUAAGUAGACGGGCAUGGGACAUUUCUUUUCUUAUUUCAAAAAGAGAGAAAACCUCCCUUUCCCCUCCUGUGUGCUUGUGUUCUGAGUGACCAGAAUUUUCUGUUUCAAGUGUUUCUCUGUUUCUUUCACUUGGCCUUGCAGGAUUGAAAAUUAGUGUUUGAGAUGACUAAAUAUUCUGCCUGGUAGCAAACAAUGAAACCUUACUUUUUAUGAGCUCAUGAACAUCCAUGUUAACAUUUGGUUUGGUCUCAUACUGAGUUUAAUAUCUCUUGCAUUCUGAAAUUUGGACUGGAAUAACUGUUCACAAAUCAGCUUAUUUCACGUAUUUGGCAAAAAAAACAAAACGUGUCGUUCUCGCUGUAAAAGUUGCGUCUCGUUUUGAAGCGAAAUGAGGUUCAGAACUCUUAGUGUGAGACUUUUCUUUUCAGUUUUACAGUGCGUCUGGAUUUGAUACAUUUAUGACUAAUCUCCUGCUACAGCCAUCACGCCUACAAAAACAUUUGGCUACCUCGUAUGUGGUUGUUUUCAAAGGGUGUAUACUGUUAAAAAAAACAGAAGGAAAGCGAGAAUGAGAGACUCGGAGAAAAUGUGCCUAAAGGGACUGUGUCUGCCCCCUCCCCCCAUCCCCCCUCUCCUACUCUCCCCCCCCCCCUCCCCCGGCCCAUUCCUCCCUCCCUACUCCAUGAGCAGAGCUGGAGAAAGGAGACCAGGACACAAUCUAACUACCUUUGUUAAUUUAGCUCCAUAAACAGCAACAAAUCCCAAGAGAGAAGAAGAGAGAGAGAGAGAGAGAGAUUGAUACAUUUGAAGAAGGCAACGCUUUAUGCAAAAUGUAACAAGGCAAAAUCAUAAAACCGCUCAUAUGCAAGAGCCUUUAUUAUUGUUUAUUUUUUGGGGAUAAAGCCCAACUUUAACACCCUUUAGGAGAUGUUGUGUUCAUGGUUGGAGGGAGAUAAAAAUACAAAAUCAUGAGAUUACCCUUAGAAGAAAUACUUACAGUCGUCCUAUAAUGAUAACAGUACAGUGCAUAAUGUAAAAAUGUAUGAUCAAGGCCAUUAUUCAAUUGGAGACAAGCUGAGAGCACAUAGGGAAAUGAGGUGUUUUUUUGUCAGGGACCUGGUGGGAAUAAAAGCCAGUGGAUAUUGUUCAGAGUGUCAUACUUCAAAUUGAAGUGAUUUCUAAGUCUUAGACCCUUUUUAUUGAUAGAAACGUAUCAGGGUUUGUCUCAUGGCUUUAUUUUCCCACGUUAAUGCCAACACAGGUCGCAUUCAUAUUCAUGCUGCUCCGGUCGGCAAGACAGGAAGAGAGUGGGAGAAAAGGGGGAGAGAGGGAAGGGGAGGGAGAUCUGGUUUUCCUCCUCUUUUUCUCCAUCUCUCUCUGAAUAAAAAUACCCUCAAUCCAUUUCGAGACAUGCUUAGAAUAAGGAGCCAUCGAUUAUUUUCUUUUUUUUCUUUCUCUUUUUCUCUCUUCCGUCUCGGGUUACAAGCAGGAAUGUGUCUCCUCUCUCUCUCUCUCUCUCUCUCCCACACACACACACACACACAUCAACACACAUGCACACAGAGCACGCACACACAGAAGCCUGCGUGCGCACGUGUCUUAAUGUAAUGCAAUGACCUGCUAGAAAAAUUAAUAUACGGAUGUGCGUCCUGCUGACAAAGCUGUGUGUGUUUUUGAGAAUAAAAAAGAUGUACUGUAUAUUAUGUGUUUGUAAAGAAAGAAAAAAAUGCAGAAUCCCCAAAUUAAAUUGUUUUAUAUUCUUACGGUUAAAACAAUUAAAGAUAUUUAUAUAAUGAACGAAAAA